UGUAGUAAAGGGAAGAUCAGAGGCGUCAUCUGCAGCUCCAGCCCUAUUAAUCAUUGAGAUCAGUCACAUUGUGGAUGGGGAGUCGUCGUUCCAGUGAAAAUAAUGACUUCACUUCUUGACGACGCCCUGACAUUCCCCUAAGAUUCUGUAGCUUGCAGAGGAAACCACAGAGGGGUGUGAGAAGUUUUGGAAGUAUGUUUGAUUCCAGUCGUCUCCCGGAGGAGGUUCUGCUGCAGAUCUUGUCCCUGGUCCCGGCUACAGACCUGAUCCGUCACUGUGCGCUGGUCUGCACCCUGUGGAGGGACGUCAUCAAGUCUCCAACACUGUGGAAAAUGAAAUGUCAGGAUAUGGGGUACAUCUCCAGGGAGUGCACAAGAACCCCCAAAGACUGGAAGGUUUUCUACUAUUUAUCCAGCAAGAAGAGGAAUUUACUAGAAAAUCCCUGCGCAGCCGAUGGUUUUAAUUCCUGGAACAUUGAGCAAAAUGGGGGAAAUCAAUGGAAAAUAGAAGAUUUACCGGGAAACCAUGGACAGGACCACCCAUUACAGGAUGUUACCAAAUACUUUGUUACUUCUUAUAGGCCCUGCAAGAAAUCUCAGCUCAUUGACCUCAAGAAAAUGGGAUACGGGAAAAAACUUCUGGACCUCAUCCAACCAGAUAUAGUGAUCAGUGACUGGUAUGCAGCUAGAGCCGACUGUGGAUGUACUUAUGAGGUUCAUGUUAAGCUGCUUUCAGAAAAGAAUAAAAUUAUCAAGGAGUUUCAACCGGAACCAGUGAUCAUCGAGCAAUGGAGCGACGCACAGUGGCGCCAGAUGACGCACACCUUUAGUAACUAUGGACCAGGAGUGCGGUAUGUUUAUUUCCAGCAUGGAGGACAGGACACGCAGUUCUGGGCCGGUUGGUAUGGGAUCCGAGUGACCAACAGCCGGGUCACCAUUGAGCCUGAAGACCUCAGCGCCUGA
Hyla sarda is the source of this 962-nucleotide messenger RNA. Its product is annotated as F-box only protein 6-like. Gene Ontology annotation, biological process: glycoprotein catabolic process; SCF-dependent proteasomal ubiquitin-dependent protein catabolic process. The record is from RefSeq and is a predicted model, not a curated record. Gene Ontology annotation, cellular component: SCF ubiquitin ligase complex; cytoplasm. The coding region runs from base 195 to 962 and encodes 255 amino acids. Gene Ontology annotation, molecular function: ubiquitin protein ligase activity; protein binding. Lineage: Eukaryota; Metazoa; Chordata; Amphibia; Anura; Hylidae. The transcript is spliced from 6 exons.